Molecule: messenger RNA, 3358 nt
Organism: Contarinia nasturtii (swede midge)
Lineage: Eukaryota; Metazoa; Arthropoda; Insecta; Diptera; Cecidomyiidae
Product: neuroglian-like
Exons: 9
Coding region: 57-2915 (952 amino acids)
Biological process (GO): multicellular organism development; protein phosphorylation; cell surface receptor protein tyrosine kinase signaling pathway
Cellular component (GO): signaling receptor complex
Molecular function (GO): ATP binding; protein binding; transmembrane receptor protein tyrosine kinase activity
Source: RefSeq, a predicted model, not a curated record
AAAGUCAGUUAUUGAGAAAGAAGUGCCGUGAUACGCACCUAUCUGUCAAAUUUACUAUGAGGCGAAAAUCGACAUUUUCGUUCCUUUUGAUCGCGAUUGGUACAUGUCUUAUACACACAUUUGAAACAUUGUCCGCGCAAGAUGUUACAUUUCAACCAUAUAUAACCCAUUUGAAAUGCUUCGAGAGUCAUGUGCAUAUUUCAUGGAAGAAACAAUAUAAUGCUCCACCGAUUAGAUAUUACAUUGUUGAAUAUAAUACGUCAUUUUCUCCAAAUUCAUGGGAAUCGUUAAAUACUUCAAGCGAUCAAUGUUCGUUCAAUACACCUCUGACACCAUGGAAGAAUUAUUCGUUUCGGAUUAUCCCUCAUAAUGAAAUUGAUCCGUUAAAAACCAGGCAUAAUUGUAGUACUAAUGCAACGAGGCCGUUCAGAAAUCCAAAUAACGUUAAAGAUGAAGGUACAACACCGACAAAUUUAGAAAUUUCAUGGGAUCCAAUCGAAAGUAUCGAUCAUUUUGGACCAGAAUUCGAUUAUCGUAUCUAUUGGAAAAGAAACAUUCCCGACGCAGAAUGGAAUGUCAUGAAUAUUACCGAUGAGUCUCAAAGCAGAAUUAAGCUACCACAUCAGCCAACAUGUGUUUCAUAUCGCAUUAAAGUUGAAGCUAACAAUAAGCUCGGAAAAUCGAAGGUAGAAUCCGCCGAAAUAAUUGGAUCGGAAGCGCCGAAAAAUGUUAUUGUGACUUAUUUAUUGAAGGAAAAAUCGGCAAUUUUGCGAUGGUCACCAGUCUCACCAGCCACUUGGAAUGGCCAUUUUACAUUCUAUUAUGUUGAAAUGGUAACGCCAGAUACAGAAAACAAUGUUCUUCGUACAUUUUUCGUAAACUCGACCGAAAUAAAAAUUCAAAAUUUAACAGUCGGUGUAUAUAAUUAUGCCAAGAUAAUGGCAUGCAAUAAUAUAGCUUGUGGACCACAAAGUCAUUUGAUUGAGAUUUUCAUGCUCCCCGACGUGCCCGGUAGAAUUGAAAAUUUGGAGGCAUUUCCAUUAGGAUCGUCUGCAUUUUUACUGAGAUGGAAACCAAUGAUUGACUCAGUCAUGGGAUACAAUAUUUAUUACAAAGACGAAUUAGGAAAGGAAAUGGCACGGAGUCCCCAAAUCAAAGAUCCAUAUGUAGAUCAAGCCAAAUUGAAUGUAUUUGAAGUAGGAAGCAAAACUUAUGAGUUGUCCGUUGCUGCAUCAUUUGGAGAUGGUAGAGAAGGAAAAAGAGCCACGAUUAGUGCUAAAACAAAAGCAAAAGGUCCCAUUGCGAAACUCGAUAAACCAUCUUUCAAAUACGAUCCAUUACCAAUUCAAAAUGAUUGGUUCAGUAUCAAAGUAAUAUGGAUGCCAAACGUAAUGGGAGAACCUGGUGUAGAUUUUCGUGCCGAAUACCGUAUCACAGGUGACCAUCAAUGGACAUAUACUGAGAAAAUCAAAAGCGACGACUUUGUUAUCAUCGAUCAACUGUCACCAUAUGAAAUAUAUGAGGUUGUUGUUGUAUCGAUCGAAGGCACUUGCACAGCACGCAGCGAUAUACAAGAGAUUACACGUGGCUUAGUAAGACCAACAACGUCACACUUCGUCAGAAACGUUAUAAUUGGCUUAACGAUAGUGGUCUUGUGUUUUAUACUGGUAUCGUUUGUUGCAUUUAAAUUUUAUCGACGCAAAUCGAAGAAGAGGAACUCAUUCGAAAGUUUGAACGAUCAAAAUUCACACAAAGUUUCGAAUAAGUAUCAGAAUCAAAAUAGGAAUGUUUACUCUAAUGGUGAACAAAGAAACAAUUCGAUUUAUUAUCUGUAUAAAUUUGAAGAGGGAAAUAUUGAUUGUUUAAAUCCAGAGCUUAUGUUGGACGAACAAGCCGAUUUGUUGCCAUAUGAUCGAAAGUAUGAAUUUCCAAGGGAAAAACUCAUACUCGGCAUACAAUUAGGAGCUGGCGCUUUUGGAGUUGUUGUCAAAGGUGUUGCACAUGGUAUUGUACCUUAUGAGGACGAAACAACCGUUGCCGUUAAAAUGGUCAAAAGUUUGGCCGGAUAUGAGAUAUUACGAGCUUUAGCUUUGGAGUUAAAAAUCCUAGUCCAUUUGGGUCGACAUUUGAACGUCGUGAAUUUGCUCGGUGCCGUUACCAAGGACAUUUCCAAACGUGAAUUAAUGUUAAUCGUUGAAUAUUGUGCGCAUGGCAACCUGCAAUCAUAUUUAAUUCGAAACCGUGCACAUUUUUGUGAUCAAAUAAACCAUGAAGAAGAUUGUGUCGACUCCACAAUAACGCCAAGCAACGAAAUGCCUUCAAUGAUGACAACAACCGACUUAUUAAUUUGGUCAUUUCAAAUUGCGCGUGGAAUGCAUUAUUUGGCCUCUCGAAAAGUAUUACACGGCGAUUUGGCGGCACGAAAUGUAUUACUCUGCAAUGAUAAUGUGGUGAAAAUUUGCGAUUUCGGUUUGGCACGAUCAAUGUACAAAACGAGCAAUUAUCAAAUCAAAACGCAGCGGGCACUCCCGUUCAAGUGGCUAUCACUUGAGUCGAUUAGCGAUUUAAUGUUUACUUCUUUUUCCGACGUUUGGUCGUACGGUGUUGUUCUGUGGGAGCUAUUUUCACUCGGCGCAACACCGUAUCCGGGAAUGAACGCUGGUACACCUUUGUACACGAAGUUAAAGGGAGGAUAUAGAAUGGAAAAACCACAAUAUGCAACGCAAAAUGUAUAUGACAUUAUGCUAUCGUGUUGGCAAGAAGCACCUCAAUCACGACCGCUGUUUGAUAAAUUGGAAGAAAUGUUUAAGAUUAUGUUAGACAGAAGUGUAUCGGAACAUUAUAUUAUACUGAAUGAACCAUAUUUAAUGGCAAAUCGCUUACAAUCAGUAACAGUGAUUAUGUUACAUUAUUGAUGGGCUGCCCUGAUGUCCAACCACCUUCAGUACCAAAAAAGCAGGAACAAAAUCUAAGUUCGUCUUUAACACAAUCACAUUCCGUGAAUUCCAAUAUUUACACCUAGAUUUACACAAAGCAAUGACGGCCCGAAAUGACUCUUUAGUGUCAUGUGUGUAUAAGAUUCAUUUCAGAAGAGACGCAGAGACUCGUGAUAAUCUCAAUACAAUGAUGGAAUAUAAAUAGGUACUCUACAAUAUAAAAUACUGUUCACAUGUAUAUACUCUCGAGAAUUCUCGUAAAUUCGAAAGAAAUCACAGUGUUCACUUGUUAUGGUAAAAAUAGGUCUUAAAGAGAACCUUCAAUUUAUUUGAAUUGAAAAUGUUUGAAUUUUAGGCAAAUAAUCGAGCGUACAUACCAUUGUCAAAUAUAUGAUGUAUCUAUAGAUAGAAUUACGAAUAAA